GGAACAUUGGCGCCGUCGCAGCGCCCUUCUUGAGGUGGCUCUCGUGGCCGCUUGAAAAAUUCCGCUCGCGGGCGUCGGAGUCGUCAGAGAUAAAGAAGGUAAUAAGUAAGCAGAGAGAAGCAAGGGAAAAAUUGAUGCUGGCGCUCGCGGCCGUUUGAUGGAUGCCAAGGCACUGACGAGAUUGAAACAGGCAAAGAGGAAGUAGAGGAAAGCAAAGAGAACAAAACCCGAAGAUGGCGCUCGCGGCCGCUUAGAAAGCAGGGAAACUUGAAGAAUGGCACUCGUGGCCGCUUGAAGUAAGCCGCUCGCGGGCGUCGUCAGUAGCAACAAGAAAACAGAGCAAACGAAGGGUGCAAGAACCAAAGAAAAUCAACACAGUGUCUUCUAAGCCGCUCGCGGGCGCUCGAUGUCAAUGGCUCUUGAUGGCCACGGUCGGAGCCAUCGUAGGCGUCGACAAGAAAGUAAGGUCGCCAGAAACAAGCCACUCACGUACUCAAAGCCACAACAAAAGAAGAAGAAAACACAAGCUAAACUCAGCUGCAGAAGAUCUUCAUGCCGCUCGCAGGCGCUUGACGUCCAGGACUCUUGAGGCCCGCACCGAUGGUCGCAAAGAAAGAAAAAGAGAGAGAAUUAGACAACGAGAACUUAAUGUACCUUCGGCCCGUCGCGGGCGCUUCAGCCGCUCGCAGGCCACACCUCAAGAAUACGGCUAGGAUGCGCAAAGACGGAAGCAACACUCAGAUACCAACGUCAAUACACACACCAAAGUUAUCGAUGCUUCGGCCACUCGCGGGCGCUUGCUGCUAAGCUGUCGCCACUAGCCAACCUUGAUGACCCGUCGCGGGUGUCGACCUCUAAGUCAGCGAGUCAAAGCAGACGAACGCAUACAGCCAGCAGAACAUAGACACGCCACUCGCGGGCAUAGAAUCAAAGCCAGUCAGAAGCCGUCGUAGAUACCUUGCGCCUUGACCAGGUUGAGGAUGGGUGCCACCGAGAGUACUAGACGCG
Molecule: messenger RNA, 1008 nt
Organism: Coniophora puteana RWD-64-598 SS2
Lineage: Eukaryota; Fungi; Basidiomycota; Agaricomycetes; Boletales; Coniophoraceae
Exons: 3
Coding region: 423-713 (96 amino acids)
Source: RefSeq, a predicted model, not a curated record